Messenger RNA from Hemibagrus wyckioides, 1394 nucleotides. It is a transcript of the gene apoeb, whose product is annotated as apolipoprotein Eb. The record is from RefSeq and is a predicted model, not a curated record. Gene Ontology annotation, biological process: negative regulation of neuron apoptotic process; cholesterol catabolic process; lipid transport. Gene Ontology annotation, cellular component: extracellular region; intermediate-density lipoprotein particle. The transcript has 5 exons. NCBI's taxonomy places the organism in Eukaryota, Metazoa, Chordata, Actinopteri, Siluriformes, Bagridae. Gene Ontology annotation, molecular function: lipid binding. The coding region runs from base 116 to 961 and encodes 281 amino acids.
UGAUCACGCUAUUGUGAACGCGGCACGGAGAGUAUAAAAAGCGCGCAGGGAAACGCGCACACUACACGCAGCAAAGCUUCUCAGACUUCUCAGGUGUUCUUGUCUGUCUAUCAACAUGAGGGCUGUUGCUGUGGUACUUGCUCUGGCAUUUAUUGCUGGCUGCCAUGCUCGCGCUGUGCCCCAGGCUGACCAGCCUCUGGCCAAAUGGGAAGAGACAGUGGACCAAUUCUGGCAGUUCAUCUCAGAGCUUAGCACUCAUACUGAUACUAUGACAGAGACCAUGAAGACUUCUCAGCUCACCAAGGAUCUUGAUACUCUGAUCACUGACACCAUGGCUGAGCUGACUGUGUACAGAGACAACAUCGAGACCAAACUGAGCCCCUAUGCUACAGAUACCACAGACAAGCUGAAGCAGGAGCUGGAUCUGCUGACCAGCAAGCUGCAGAAUGACAUGAAUGAUGCCAAGCAGCGCUCAGCCCAGUACCUACAGGAGCUGAAGACCAUGAUGGAGCAGAAUGCAGAUGAUGUCAAGAACCGCAUCAACACCUACACUCGCAAGCUCAAGAAACGUCUGGGCAAGGACACAGAGGAAAUCCGCAACAACCUGAACACUUACCUGGAGGAGCUGCAGUCCCGUGCUGGGCAGAAUGCUGAGGCAGUAAAGGGUGAGCUUGAGCCCUAUGCAAUGCAGGUACAAGACAGCAUCAGCAAGAAGUUGGGCACCAUCACAGAGCUGCUGGAGAACCAGGGUGAGGAUGUAGGCAAGCAGCUGGAGGAACAGGCCAUCGUGCUGAAGAAGCAGCUGGAGGAGACCGCCAACACCCUGCGCACUUCCCUUGAGAGCCACAUCCAGGAGCUCACCAGCCUCCUGAAUCCCUACUCCGAGCAGAUCCGUGAAAAGCUCCAGACUGUCAUGGAAAAGAUCAAAGAGGCCUCAGCUGCUCUCCCUGCCCCACUGUAACCGCACAAAUUCUAACACGUUGUACCAAACCCAGGCAGAGAAAGUGGGGGCAAUAUUAGUCUAAUAAAGUUUGUUACUGAUGCUUUAUACUCUUCACGGUGUGACAGGGAAACAAGAAAGGGAAAGAACUGGACAUGGCUUCUUAAUGACACAUGGAAUACUGUAGUUAAUCACCAUGUGGGCUUUCCUCAGUAUUAAUCCACUUAUUGGAUAUAAUGAUACUUAUUAAAGUGCAAUAGCAUAAACACUUGGCUAGUUUCUCAAAUCUUUUAGAUUGCAUAUACUAUAGGUGUGCAUUUUGGGUUUACAAUUAAAUUCUUCAUAGUACAAACCAAACCUCGUGAAAUAUUGUCCACCAUUUCAACCAGAAAAGCUGCAAAUAAAUAUAUGACAGCUGUUUUUGAACAUAUUUGCAAUAAAAAUGGGUCAUGGA